AUGAGUGCGCACAUUAUAUCGAGCAGUACGGUAAUGUUCCGAAUGAUUCCGGUGCAAGUGCAUUGCGGACGCAAAUCGGUAAUCGUUCUCGCUUUCUUGGAUGAAGGUGCCUCAGUAACUUUGAUCGAAAGCAAGUUGGCAGAUCGCUUAGGGCUUUCAGGGGUACAGGAAAAACUCACUAUUAAGUGGACUGCAGAGGUUACACGAGUGGAGAAAGCAUCGAGGCGAAUGAACGUCUGGGCUUCCGCUGUUGGAGCGAGAAAUCAAGGGAAGCUGUUACUGCAAACGGUUCGUACAGUCGAAAGAAUGAUGUUGCCUCAUCAAACGCUAAACGCGAUGCAGUUGGCGUCGAAGUACGAGCACUUACGUGGUGUGCCAAUCGAAUCCUACGAUGGUAGGCCGGAACUUCUGAUCGGUUUAAAUAACAUUCACUGUUUUGCACCGGUAGAGGCGAAAAUCGGUACUACAGUCGAUCCAAUUGCGGUUCGAUGCAAGCUUGGGUGGACGAUCUACGGACCGAGACAAGCAGACUCAUCGUUAGGAAAGAAUUAUCUGGGAUUCCAUCAAGAAGUUUCGAAUGAAGUAAUCCAUGAAAUUCUAAAAAGCCACUAUGCAUUAGAAGAAUCGGUGGUAAACGUUCAGCAGGAAUCGGCUGAGGACAAACGAGCUCGCUCGAUCUUAGAACGGACGACAAAGCGCGUGGGUAGUCGAUUUGAAACCGGUCUUCUGUGGAAUUCAGAUGCCGUAUGUUUUCCUGAUAGUUAUCCCAUGGCUCUCAAACGAAUGAAGCUGCUAGAGAAGAAGUUGGGAAAAACGCCCGAAUUGUUUCAGAACGUCCGUAACCAGAUAACAGAAUAUCGAGACAAGGGUUAUGCUCAUCUAGCCACGGCAGAUGAAUUGAUCGACACUGACGAUAAAAAGGUUUGGUAUCUCCCGCUAAACGUCGUACUGAACCCGAAGAAACCAGGAAAGGUUCGUAUAGUUUGGGAUGCGGCGGCAACUGUGCAAGGAGUUUCAUUGAAUUCCAUGUUGCUGAAAGGACCUGAUCUACUCGUCCCACUUGUGUCGGUGAUAGUUGGAUUCCGUGAACGAAAAAUCGCUUUCGGCGGGGAUAUCAGAGAGAUGUACCAUCAGUUGAAGAUCACUUCGGAAGACAAGCAUGCACAGCGUUUCCUGUUCCGGGAUAGCUGCAAUGAGUCACCUAAAAUCUACGUGAUGGACGUCGCAACAUUUGGGUCGAAGUGUUCCCCGGCAUCGGCGCAGUACGUGAAAAACCGGAAUGCAGAAGAAUAUGCUACUCAAUUCCCGGAGGCAGCGGCAGCGAUCAUCGACCGCCACUACGUUGAUGAUUACUUUGACAGCGUCGACACAAUUGAUGAAGCAGUAGAGCGAGCAAAGCAGGUGAGUUACAUCCAUAAACAAGCUGGAUUCGAUAUUCGCAAUUGGGUGUCUAAUUCGCCAGUGGUGCUUUCGGCUUUGGGAGAAGAGAAAUCGAUGGGGCCCGUUCUGUUUAACCAAGAUAAACAAAUGUAUGGUGAGCGUGUACUAGGAGUGGUUUGGGAUCCUACACAAGACAUGUUUGCGUUUACUGUACAACAUCGUGAUGAAGUUCGAGCCUAUUUGUACGAUGGUAAGCGCCCGACAAAGCGUAUCGUUUUGAGCUGUGUUAUGGGAUUUUUCGAUCCACUGGGUUUGCUAUCUCUUUUUACGAUCCAUGGUAAAAUAAUCGUUCAACAUUUAUGGCGAACCGGAUGUGAAUGGGAUCAACUGAUCGAUGAGAACUGUUGGGCUAAAUGGAAGCAAUGGACAGAAUUACUUCCGGAGGUAGAGUCGUUACGCAUACCACGAUGCUAUCUAGGUGAAGCUGUAUCGUCGUCCAUUGACUCUUUGGAACUGCACAUUUUUACGGAUGCGAGUGAGCAUGCUUACGGUUGUGUCGCAUAUCUUCGUGCGUCGAAGAAUGGAAUCGUACACUGUAGUCUGGUAAUGUCACGAGCAAAGGUAGCUCCACUCAAAAGACAAUCUAUUCCUCGAUUAGAAUUGAUGGCCGCAGUUCUCGGCGCACGUAUGAGUCAAACAAUUCUGGCUUCACAUACUUUACAAAUCACUAAGACUGUACUGUGGACAGAUUCACGAACGGUUCUCUCGUGGCUGUGUUCGGACACGUACAGAUAUAAGCAGUUCGUGGCAUUUCGAGUAGGAGAAAUUCUUGAAUUGACGGGGAUGACGGCUUGGCGCUGGGUCCCAACAAAACAAAACGUUGCGGACGUACUCACAAAGUGGGGACGAGGUCCUCCGUUGCAGAACGAUGCUGAAUGGAGAAAUGGUCCCAGUUUUCUGUAUAAAUCUCACGACCAAUGGCCAUCAAUGGAAAAUACUGUCGAGACGGACGAAGAAUCAAGAGGAGUAAUGCUAUUCCAUGCUGUUGUUAAGGCUGAAGCAUUUUCUCAUUGGACUAAGCUAGUCAGAGUGACGGCAACAGUGGUGCGUUUUAUUUCUAACUGCCGGCGCAAGAUGGCUGGACAGUCGAUUGUUACAUCGAAAGCGACGAAAAAUCAGCUACGUUUCAUUAAAAAGGAAAACAAUAACGUUCAGAGACCCCUCCAGCAGGACGAAAUGUACAAGAAACCAUUUUAUGGAAGCAGGCGCAGUUUGACAGUUUUCCUGACGAGAUGA
This is a messenger RNA of Malaya genurostris, 2676 nucleotides long. RefSeq lists its product as uncharacterized. Lineage: Eukaryota; Metazoa; Arthropoda; Insecta; Diptera; Culicidae. The coding region runs from base 1 to 2676 and encodes 891 amino acids. The record is from RefSeq and is a predicted model, not a curated record. The transcript has a single exon.